AUGCUUCUUCUUCCUAUUUUAUUUUCGAUAACAGUGUAUGUGAGAUCGCUGCAGCUUACGAAACUCCAUGUGCCCACUAGUGUACAGGUGGGAGGGCAAGCGCAUUUGUCAUGUGUUUGGCAGCUUGGACCUGACGAUGUGCUGUACUCAGUCAAAUGGUAUAAAGACGGCGAGGAGUUUUUCAGAUAUGUACCAAAGAAUCAAACGCCUCUGAGAAAAUUCUCACUACCCGGAAUUGAAGUUACGGAGGCAGAUUCUUUUGGUGCAAAUUUGACAUUAGCCGUCGACAACAUAAUAACGUCUGGGAGAUAUCGCUGCGAAGUAUCUGGGGAGAAACCGUUCUUUCCAACUGUUUCAAAAUAUGGUGACAUGCAAGUGAUAGUGCUCCCCGAUCAUGGGCCAGUGAUAUCAGGUCUCUUGAAAAGAUACAGAAUUGGCGAUAAACUUUUAAUAAAUUGCGUGUCAGGCCGAUCAUGUCCAGCUACAGACCUUACAUGGUAUAUUAAUGGAGAACCUGCUUUGUCAGAUAUUCAUUCACUCGAAUAUCAAAAACUUAAAGGAGGUCUCACAGUCACUAAAUCCACAUUAGAAUUAGAAGUUAAAGAUGUGUAUUUUAAACAUAGUAGACUUAAUGUCAAGUGCCUUGCCACACUACAUCCGAUAUAUUGGAAAAGCAUAGAACAAAGCGCUAUAAGGGAAAGAAAUGCGAUCGAAAAAGUUCUAUAUAUAAAUGACGCUUUAAAAUUUGAACUUGAUGACGAUCGCGAAAGGAAUUCUAGUUAUCAAAUUCAACAUGUCGGCGUAUUUUGGUUUGCAGUGAUUUUUUACUCAUCGGUGACUAUUUUUUAG
Messenger RNA from Diatraea saccharalis (sugarcane borer), 849 nucleotides. Lineage: Eukaryota; Metazoa; Arthropoda; Insecta; Lepidoptera; Crambidae. The record is from the annotation of a GenBank genome assembly.